AUGGAGGCUCCAGGGGCGCAGCGGCGGGGCAAAGAGAGGGGGACUGAGGGAACAUCUCUGGAGGAACGCGAGCCCGGAGACGCAGUACCCCUCCCCGAGCAGCGCCGGGAACUAGGCUCCGGCUGCGCUCGUGAGCUCCCGUGGAAGUGGCGGGGCAGCCUCUCCAAGAGCCCAGAAGCGCCGUCCUCGGCCGCUCCCCGUCAGGCGCGAAGAGGAGGUGGCGGGAAGAAGAGGAGGCGGGGCGCAGGGACAGGCGCCGCUCCUGGCUGCCGGCGUUUCCUCAGCUGGGGCUGCUGCUCCCUGCGUGAAAAGGGCAACAACAGCCGCCGCCUCGCCGGGGAGAAGGAGCUGAGCGGGGCUUCCGAAGGAGCCAGCCAAGCAGUCGUCAGCGCCGGCGAGGUAGAUGGUGUGCGCGGUAGCUCGGGAGGCGCCGGGUGCUUGCCAGCAGCAGCUCCUCCUCAGCUGGUAUCAUCUCUAUUCCUGCCCGCCGCGGAGCUGGUGGCGCUUCUUUGCCUCCCUCUGCCUGUCUUCGCCUUGCAGGCAAAGGCCUUUGCUUGUGUGGAAGAAGACGAUGACGAUGACACCGUUGCAUGGAUGAUUUUAUGUAAUUUACACUUGCUAGAUUUGCAAAAGGCAAUUAUCAUUGUGAAGUGUUUACACUGAUUUAUGGGAGGAAGGUGGCCUAGGAGAGGGAUGCUGAUAAUAUCAACACAGUGGAUUAAAUGCACAUUUACACCUUUAUUGACACAUAUAUUAUCCAUGCCAAGAAUGCUGGUGGAGCAACAAGGAAGAUGCUGGUGAAGCAAUGAUGUGGCACAGACUGUUAAAUAUGGAUUCAGCUCUGCCAACUCCCUAUAACGCACAUCAAUGGAUUUCUACAUCUGAGCUAAAAUAGGGAAUAAAGGGCUUACAGUGCUUGUCUGUUAAGAUAAUUAGCAGAGAUGGCAAACCAGAGAUCUGAAAGGAUUAUAAAAAACAAGGAAGAGAUUUGAAGGUUCUCUCUAUUUUUCGUUUCACAUUAAUGUUUUCUUAUUCAUACUGUGGAUUUUGAGGAAAAAGCUUCAGGAGACACGCAGGAUAUUUGUUACUGGGAAAUGG
This is a messenger RNA of Podarcis muralis (Common wall lizard), 1098 nucleotides long. The record is from RefSeq and is a predicted model, not a curated record. NCBI's taxonomy places the organism in Eukaryota, Metazoa, Chordata, Lepidosauria, Squamata, Lacertidae.